AUGUCACAGCAGCAGGACGACUCUCAGGCAAGAAUGCGAGCAUUCGAGGCCAUGCUCGACAGCUCACGCGGCGUCCUCGAGCAGAAAGUCGAGCUGCACUCGCUCCGUCGCUUAUGCGCUAGAGACACGCCGUCACACAUGCGACCGUUAGCGUACUCGCUCCUCCUCGGAACACUGCCUCCGGAGAAGAAGCUGUGGAAGCGCACCCUCCGUCGCAACAGGGAGAAGUACUACACGCUUGCCCAGACGUUCAUGGACGAGCUCGAGACUGCGCCUCCGCCAUCCGAGCCCCUCGAACCUCUCGACGCACUCCUCGUCCGCAUCUCGAAGGAUGUCGAGCGCCAAGACCUCCCGAUCUUACAGUCCGCUACGGCAACGUCGCGAUCGACGCCGCUGUCACCGCCACCAGACGGCUCGUCCUUCUCUUCAGGAUCGUCGUCGGAAGAAGAUGCAGACCAGGAGAACGCCCGGAGACAGGACAAGUCGCGCAAGCGUCAGCGCACACCGCCGCUGUUAUCACGCCGCGCGCUGUUUAUGCGUCUCGAGCUCAUCCAGGCUGGCAGCGCGGGCGGAUCAAAGUCCAAGGGCAAGGAGAAGGAGAGCCAAGAGCCAAGAACGACUAGCGCCGGUGAGCAGGAGCCGACUACCCUCAUCGGGCAGGCGAUGCUCUCCCCGACAGCAACCAGUCACGGCGGCAAGAUGCCGACGCCUGGCCUCUCACUCACGAUCCCGGGCGAGUCGACGUCCCAGCCCCCGUCACCGAUCACGAUUCUGCCAGCCACCGAGCCGAUCUCGCGCGAUGGCACAUCUUCCCCGAUCCUCGUCUCGGACGCGAUCCUGAAGCCCGACACGCACGCCGAGGCUCUCACUCGUCUGCUCUACGUCUUUUGCCGAACGAACCCGCAGUGGGCGUACAGCCCGACCUUCGUCGAUGUCAUCAUCCCGCUCUAUCUCGUGUACCUGGAGGCGACGUCGCGCCCGAGCGACCCGACACUGCGCCCUCGACAUGCUGAGGAGGACGCGUACUGGGCGUUCAGCGCUCUGAUGGGCGAGUUCGGCGACAUUGUGUCCGCAACGCCGGGGAAGGACGACAUGCUGAACAUGGCGUUGGCCAAGGUCGGCCGCCGAGUGCGAUGGGCGGACGAGCCAGUGUACAAGGUGCUGUGCGAGCGCAACCUCGAUCCGUCGACGCCGCUGUACACGUUUCAGUGGAUGACAUCUCUGCUUGCGCACGACCGACGCCAUCUCCUCCCGAUUUGGGACUACAUGUUCGCGCAGCCGCCAGCGGUUCCCGACUUCCACCCGAAACUCGACCUGCUUGUCGAUCUCUGUGUCGCCAUGAUCUGCCUCGCUAAGAAGCACAUCAUUUACCCGCCGCACCAGCGCUCGCCGAAGAAGAAGGGUUUAUGGGACGAGGAGAACCAACCGACGCAGAUGAGCGAAGCUGAGGACCCGGACAUGGCGUUCGUGCGGUGUCUCCAGCUGUUCCGCAACUACCCACUGCAAGAGGUCGGCGGCGUUUAUUUGCUUCUGAACAUGGCGUUUGAGCUGAACCAGGCGCGACGUUCCGCAGUCGCGGACGGCGAAAACCCGGACGAUCCGGAACCAUCAGCGUCGCGCGACGAGGCGGGCAACUCGAUCUGGGCUUCCGUCAAGCUGAAACAGGCUGCUGCGUCCGCCGCCCAAGGCGCGACAGCGAGCACGGGACGACUAUGGUCGCAGGCGUACGAGUCUGACGCCGCCGCAUCGAUCGCCAAGGCAAAGAGCAACUUCACCGCUUCUUACAUCGCCGCAUCGGCCAAGUGGAACGCAGCCCCGGCACCGGACUGGAAGGGCAUGGCCGGGCGCUGGCUCAAAGGUCGCACUAGGGGUGACGACGAGGGCUCAGUGUCGGGCGAGGAGUUUGAGCACUUCACAUCGCUGCCGUCGACGCCGGGCCGAUCACCGCGGAACACCAUCAACGGCGUCCUGAACGGCGGCUCGCCGGACAAGCGCGGUGUGAACGGCGCACGUAACCGCAGCGACAGCCUUGCAUCCACCUCCAACCUGUCGGUUACCAGCCUGCAGGACCGUCUCUCUGGGCUGGCACUGUCGCUUGGUCAUGGUGCGCCGCCAGUGCCGAAGGAGGAGCCGCGGAAGAACACUGGUCCGCGCCCUCUGUUGCUGUCGAGCUCUGCUCGUAGGGCGAGCAACUCGUCGACCGGUUCGCGGAGGGAUCGCUUCACCCGGAGCCCGUCCCCGAACACGCCUCCUGAAGGUCAGACGCACCUGUACCGCAUUGGCAGCCGGAACCCGCCGCGAUCACCCAGGCGCUACGUCGUUGACGUGCAUGGACGAUCGCCGAACGGCAGCGACUCCGAGUUCACGCGGCGCGACUCGGUGAAUUCGACGGUGAGCAGUACGCCGUGCGACAGCGACGGGUCGCCUCUGGGGCCCAACUCAGGGCUUGGUAUCUCACCCAUGAAAUUUUCGCCGAAACCAGACACGACGCCCACGAUCCCGCAGUCUGUCCUCGACGCCGCGAAAGCCAUGGAGGUCUCGAUCCCGACGCCGCAGAUCGCGCACCUGACGGAGGACGACUACGAGCAUGUGUACGAGCCGGCGGAGGACAGCUUCAUCCUGCUCGACGCGCUCGAGGCGGACGCCUCGGUGCUGCGUGCGUCGAAGCCGGCGCUCGCGCUCGAGAUCGGCUCCGGCUCCGGCAUCGCGAGCACGUUCAUUGCGACCAUGUUCCCGCCAGGCGAGGUAUGCGUGCUCUCGACGGACAUCAAUAAGCACGCGACUGACGCGACCCGCCGCACGGGCGAGGCGAAUAAGGUCGCCUUGAACCCGAUCCUGGCCAACCUCGUCGACCCUCUCCAGCAGCGCAUUUCCGGCAAGAUCGACCUGCUCGUGUUCAACCCGCCGUAUGUUGAGACGGAGAACGACGAGAUGACUGCGACGCAGGCGGGUCGUGAUAUCGGUGGCGCCUGGGCCGGAGGCAGCUUCGGCAUGCAGGUCACGAACCUGGUUUUGGAGCGAAUCCCGACGCUCCUUGCGCCUGGAGGACGGUUCUACCUCGUCGCGAUCCACCAGAACAAGCCCGACGAGAUCAUCGCGCGCAUGCGCGGCAUGGGCCUGGAGUGUAAGUGCCCUUACUGCAAGCUAACGCCAGACUGUCAUGAAGCGCCGAGCGGGCCGCGAGCUGCUCAGCGUGAUCCGGAUGAUCCGCCCCGCGACCGAGCCGGAGGGCACGCGCACGCCUCAGCCGCUGAAGCGCUCCAUCUCGCGCGGGAGCAGGCGCGGACACAUGCCGCAGGAGUCGGCCGACGCCGACGACGAGGCCGAGGCGUACGGCGAGCUGCUGGACGCUUAUGGUGCGUGAGCCUGCGCCGAAAGCAGGCGGCGACCGAAGAUGGCUGGGCAGUCAGCUCAGGAGAUACAGAGAUAGACUUUGGAGCAGCAAGCUUCCGAGGUGUUUAG
Trichosporon asahii var. asahii CBS 2479 is the source of this 3462-nucleotide messenger RNA. RefSeq lists its product as uncharacterized. Gene Ontology annotation, cellular component: eRF1 methyltransferase complex. Gene Ontology annotation, molecular function: protein methyltransferase activity; nucleic acid binding; S-adenosylmethionine-dependent methyltransferase activity. The record is from RefSeq and is a predicted model, not a curated record. The coding region runs from base 1 to 3462 and encodes 1153 amino acids. NCBI's taxonomy places the organism in Eukaryota, Fungi, Basidiomycota, Tremellomycetes, Trichosporonales, Trichosporonaceae. The transcript has 6 exons. Gene Ontology annotation, biological process: methylation.